CAUUGCACAGAUACAGAGCAGGUCCUGGUCUUCUCUCCAGAAUCCCCCUUUAUCCCCGGGGUCUCUCCUUGUCCUGGAGGAUCUCCUCCAACUCUUUCACCAAGGAUGGACAGGAAGGAGAUCAGCAGAAGAAUAUUAGACCUCACCUUGGAGAUCAUCUCCCUGCUGAGCGGAGAGGAUUACACAAUAGUCAAGACUUUGGGGAGGACUCCCAUCAUCCAUCUCCAUAGAUCAGGAACAUGGAACAGGGCCACCAACACAGAGCCUCCCCUCCGGAAACAUGAGCAGAAGGUCCUAGAACUCACCCACAAGAUGAUGGAGCUGCUGACUGGAGAGGUUCCUGUAAGGUGUCAGGAUGUGGCGGUCUAUUUCUCCAUGGAGGAGUGGGAGUAUAUAGAAGGACAGGAGGAUCUGUACGAGGAGGCCAUGAUGGAGGAGCCCCGGCCUCUGACAUUACCAGGUUGUGAUUCCAGGAGGAGAAGUCCCCCCGAGAGAUGUCCCCGUCCUCUGUAUUCCCAGGACUGUCCAGUGGAGAAGCUCCCAGAGAACCAUCAGAUGACAAAUCAGGGGGAAGAUGUGACUGAUAUUAAAGUGGAGGAUGAAGAAGAGCGGAUGAUGGGCGAUCCCCCGUGUAAGAGUGAGGUGGAGGAGGACAUUCCAGUCCAUGUGACCACAGGUAUGGAAUCAUGAAUGGAGGAAGGGAAUUGGGAGGUUUCUUCAGGUGAGGCUCCACCUUAGAGCUGCAGUAAAGGAGCACUCCGGGCAGUGACCCCUGUGUUAUGUGCAGGAGCGG
Bufo gargarizans (Asiatic toad) is the source of this 793-nucleotide messenger RNA. RefSeq names its product gastrula zinc finger protein XlCGF66.1-like. The coding region runs from base 106 to 690 and encodes 194 amino acids. Gene Ontology annotation, biological process: regulation of DNA-templated transcription. The transcript has 5 exons. NCBI's taxonomy places the organism in Eukaryota, Metazoa, Chordata, Amphibia, Anura, Bufonidae. The record is from RefSeq and is a predicted model, not a curated record.